GUUCCCAUAUCUUCUGUGUGUCGUAUUUGGAAGGGGUGCAAGUGUAUGUGUGUGCAUGUAUGAGUAUUUAAAAGACUACGAGUGUGUGUUAGUGCCCUUAAAGUACAGAGGACUGAUAACUCCUCAGGAUGGAUCAGCUGCUUGUGGUGACUUUAGUGGUGGUGGCUUUCUGCUCUUUAGGGAGCGUGGAUUCUUCAGCCUAUGACAAGAUAGUCAGCCACAGCCGAAUACGGGCCAGGAACGAAGGGCCCAAUGUGUGCGCUCUGCAGGAAGUCAUAGGAUCCAAGAAGAAGUACUUCAGCACAUGUAGGAACUGGUACAAACACUCCAUCUGUGGCAAGAAGGCUACAGUCAUAUAUGAAUGUUGCCCUGGGUACAUGAAGCUGGAAGGCAUGAAAGGAUGCCCUGCAGUGGCUCCCAUUGACCAUGUAUAUGGCACGUUGGGGCUGGUAAAGGCCACAACCACACAGCAAUACUCUGACAUGUCCAAGCUGAGAGAGGAAAUAGAGGGCGAGGGCUCCUUCACCAUGUUUGCACCAAGCAAUGAUGCCUGGGAUAACUUGGAUGCUACUGUACGGUCUGCUCUGGUGAGCAAUGUGAACAUCGAGCUUUACAAUGCUCUUCACUUCCACAUGGUGAACCGCCGUCUUCUGACCAAAGACAUGAAGAAUGGCAUGACUGUCACUUCCAUGUACGAUAACCAGGGGCUUUUCAUCAACCACUACUCAAAUGGGGUUGUCACAGUGAACUGUGCCAGGAUCAUCCAUGGUAACCAGAUGGCCACAAACGGUGUGGUGCAUGUCAUCGAUCGGGCAAUCAGUGGUGUUGGUAAUACCAUCAAGGACAUCCUGGAUUCUAACGAUGACCUGUCCUCAUUCAGUGCUGCAGCAAUAGCUUCUGGUGUGAUGGACAAGCUGGAAAAGCCUGGUCAAUUUACUUUGUUCGCUCCAACAAAUGAAGCUUUUGACAAACUGAGCCCAGGCCGCUUGGAGCGUAUCAUGGAAGACAAGGAUGUCAUUGCAGCCCUGGUGAAUUACCACCUGCUGAACAGUGUUCAGUGCGCAGAAGCAAUCAUGGCAGGAUCAGUGUAUGAGACAGCGGAGGGCAGCACCAUCGAGAUCGGCUGUGAUGGUGACAGUCUGACUGUCAAUGGCAUCAAGAUGGUGCUGAAGAAGGACAUUGUAACCACAAAUGGUGUCAUUCAUCUCAUAGACCAGGUGCUCAUCCCUAAUUCAGCCAAGGAAGUUAUGGAGCUGAUGGGACAGUCCCAGAGCUUAUUUGGCGACAUGGUGUCUGAACUGGGCUUAGCAGCUGACCUUGGUGCACAGACAGAGUACACACUCCUCGCUCCCUUCAACAGCAUCUUCACUGAUGAGGUCAUGUCAAUAGACCAGAGCCUCCUGAGAAUCAUUUUGGAAAACCACAUCUUGAAGCUGAAAGUCACACUGAGUGAGCUUUACAACGGACAGCUGCUGGAAACGUUCGCUGGCACACUCCUCAGAGUCUUCAUUUACCGCACUGCUGUGUGCAUAGAAAGUGCAUGUAUGGUGCAAGGCAGUAAGGAGGGAAACAAUGGGGCCCUCCAUCUUGUGAGGUCCCUCAUCAAACCGGCUGACAAAACAAUCUACGAGUAUUUGAUUGCUGAUGGGAGGUUCAAGAUUUUCUUGUCACUGAUGGAGACAGCAGAGCUGCUGGAUCUGUUGAAGCAGGAAGGCUCCUAUACCGUCUUUGCACCAACUGAUGAGGCCUUUGAUGGGCUCAAUAAAGAGGACUUAGCUUUGCUAAGAGGUGAUCUAAAUGCUUUGAGAACCAUCCUUCUCUAUCACUUCAGUAAUGGCAUCUUCAUCAAUGGAGGAUUAGAGAGAGGAGUUAUCAAUCUGCUCAAAACCUUGCAGGGUAACAACCUGCAAGUUAAAUAUGUGAACAACUCUAUCCAUGUCAACUCAGUGGACGUGCCAGAAAGUGACCUGAUGGCAAAGAAUGGCGUCAUCCAUGUGGUGAAGAAUGUUCUCUAUCCUGGUGACCUUCCUGUGGGCCGUCAGGACCUCCUGGUUCUGCUUAAGAAGCUGAUUAAGUACAUCCAGAUAAAGUAUCUUUCUGGAUUUUCUUAUACUGAGAUCCCACUCACCUUCAUCAAGAGAACGGUCACAACUCAUUACAUUGAAGGUCCUGAGACGAAAGUGAUCAGAGUCAUUGAAAAGCCAUCUGUCACCAAGGUUGUUGAGGGGUUGCCAAGCACCACUGUAACAAGGGUCAUAGAAAAACCAACAGUCACAAGGAAGGUGGUUGUUGAGGCUGAGCCUGUGGUUACCACGGUAACAAGAGUUAUCAAGGGACAGCCGUCUGUUACUAAAGUUACAAGAGUUAUCAGUGGUACAGAAGUUGAUGCAGAGACAAAGACGAUUACAGGUGGAACCGGACACAUCACGGUCAACGAGCCUCAGAUCAUUGAGGUCCCAGAUUUCUCUAAGAUAACCACCUUCCGUGGAGAUCCUGAUCUGAUCAGCAAGGAAUCGGAGAAAAUUACUAAAAUGAUUCAAGGAGGAGGUAGACUUGCUGCUGCUAGGAAAGCACCAGUUGGCAUUAGGAGAAGAGCAAGGCUGGCUAGACGUCAUCACAAGCCAAGGGAGUAAAGCCAGAGGAAAAAAAAAUACAAAGACUGAAUGCAUGCCCAGCACUUCUGGACAAGUGUUGGUGUUUUAAAAGAUUGUGGACUGAUAGAGAGGGACCAAAACAAUCGAGUGAUUUCUUUGCUCUGUCUGAAUCAUACUGUGUGUGCUAGGCAUGAUGUGUUACGGUUAUGAAAUGGAAUUAAAAUACCCUUCAUGUAAGAAAUAUUGGUGGGUAAAUAUGGGUCAAAUGUGAGACAUAUUUGAAAGGUUUUCUCUGAGUUUGCUCUUUUUAAGCAUGUCAUUUUCUAAAUAGACUCGGUUGGAGGACUUUAAUAUGCUUUUUAUGGUGCUUGUAUUCUAUACAGGGGAUGCAUUUUGAUGAAUGCAAUAAAUUGUUUUGCUACCAUUAUGCUGUACUGUACCCCUGUAAAUUAUCACAUGAUAAUUAAAAGAUACAUUUAAUUCUUUUUCCAGUUUUUCUGGCUACUUUUAAUUAAGAAAAUCCUUGCUUUUGAAUAUUACACAUCAAAACACAUAGACACAUAGAAACCAAGUUUCCUAAUAAUGUUUAUGACUGUAAAACAUGCAUGGAGUUAAAAUGAUGACUUGUUACUUGUUUUUCCAUGUUUUAAUAUAUUUGUUUUUCAUCAUAUUAAAGGUCUUUCCUUAUUUG
Messenger RNA from Melanotaenia boesemani (Boeseman's rainbowfish), 3285 nucleotides. RefSeq names its product periostin-like. Gene Ontology annotation, molecular function: protein binding. Bases 129 to 2633 code for a protein of 834 amino acids. NCBI's taxonomy places the organism in Eukaryota, Metazoa, Chordata, Actinopteri, Atheriniformes, Melanotaeniidae. The transcript has 23 exons. The record is from RefSeq and is a predicted model, not a curated record.